AUCAUGUAUUAUGUAUGUCCGAAGUUGUAUUGUAUAUCAACAUUUUUUCUAAUGUCCGUUGGAAAUAUUUACCUGUUUUAUAAUAAGAAAAGCAGAUUAUACAUAUAACGUUUUAAGUUAUUUUUGUAAAUAAUAUAAUAUGGCAAUAGAUGCUUCAUUUUAUAAAAAUGUGUUUUUGCUUAUGCAACUUGUACCAGCAUCCUAUGAAUGUACAAUACUCUUUAAAAAGGGAAUGUUUGAUAAACCAAAUACUUCUGGUUUUAUUCAUAUUUCUCAUUAUUUAUUAUCUAUAUACAACGCAAAACAGUUCAAAAAAAUGGUUGCAUGGCCUAUUAUGAAUAAAAUGGAUGAAAAGAAAUAUCGUGUGGAAGUAAAAGAGUAUUUAGAAAUUGUGGCAAAUGAAAAUCAAGAUAUAAAUUUUCCAACAGUACUUAUGACUCAUUUAUUGCAAGCAGGAGGAACAAAGUUUUUAAUUACUAUGUGGAAAUUAUCACAAAUUAGUCUCAGAAGUUAUAUUACAAAACAUUGUCAGAAAGAGGUUUUGCAAGCACCUAGUAUUGGUAAUAACAUAGAUGUUGUUGAGCUAUACUUGAGCACUAUAAAUUUAAAACAAAAUAUUAUUAUUUCUAAGUUUUAUGAAAAAACAAAAGUAAUUUCAGAGCGCUUUAAAUAUUAUAUGAAAUGCAAAUCUAAUGAUUUAACAAAAAUGCGAACUAAUAUUUUUGAAAUUAAAGAAAGCUUAGUUAAUUUUGUACCAGUUCUGCCAGUUAAUUCACUAGUUGCAAUGCAACUAAUUGAUAUUGAGAACACAGAAGUCAUAAAAUUGUGGAAAGAAAAUAUUAAUGAAAAGAUAAAGUAUUUGUCUAAAAAGAAUUUGGAACUGAAGAGAGUAAAAGAUCUGAGUAAUAUGUUAUGUGUUCUGAGUAUGUCCUCACAUUCCAAAUCUUUUGAUUGUGGUAGUCUUCCAAAAGUUAGCAAUGAUAUAAUACCAUUAUAUUCAGCUGAUGGCAUACAGCAUCUUAAUUAUGGACUGUACAUGAAUGGAAAUUUAGUAUUUCAUAAUUUAUUACUGAUACUUAAUCAAAUAUUCAACCAACUAUAUUUCUGUUUAAAAAUGACUUACCUGAUAGACUUCUCUAGUCAUGAACCAAAAAUAACUGAACAUUGUAAAACAAUGAAGUUUCAGGAAACGAAAUUUCAAAAAUUAUUAAUACAAAUUUCUGAUAUACUAUGUAAUGUACAAUGUAAUUUGCAAGAGAAAACCUUCAACUGUACAUUUGAAACAGGUGUUCUUUUCCCUAUAGAUUCAGAACAAAUUUUAACUUCUCCAAAAUUCAACUUUUUUAACAGUGAAUACAUAGACGAUGAAAAACAAUUUAAACAGCUAUGGUGCUCUCCAAUACAAGGAAAAUAUAAAAACUUGUUCUCAAGAUAUAAACGUUUUUUUAAUUCAUUUAAAAGUCAGUUUGAUGACAGUAUAGACAAUAUUGCAUUAAAUUGGAAAUCUCCUCGAGGACUAUCAUUAAGUAACAGGAGCAACUCAUUCAACAGAAUAAAAGUUUCACCAAGAUAUUCUAGAUUGUUUUCUAGUAGUAAUUUAAAAACAACUUACUUCAAAGAUAAUAAUGCAGCAUCUACUCCAAAACUCUCACGAAUACAGACAACACCAAAGAAGUCUGCCAUUCAAACUCCAAGUGCAGAGAUAAACAUAAACUUAGCAAUAAAAAAUAUUUUUGAUCUUUCGCAUAAACUCAAAGAAGUUGUAGCUUCCUUGCCUAAAUAGUAUAGUUAUUGAAUUUGUAUUUGCGGUAUAAGAUAUGUAUGAUAUGUUAAGUUAAUAAAAGUUUGCAGAUCUCUA
Messenger RNA from Megachile rotundata (alfalfa leafcutting bee), 1858 nucleotides. RefSeq names its product dim gamma-tubulin 6. The record is from RefSeq and is a predicted model, not a curated record. Gene Ontology annotation, cellular component: mitotic spindle microtubule; HAUS complex. Gene Ontology annotation, molecular function: microtubule binding. Gene Ontology annotation, biological process: spindle assembly. NCBI's taxonomy places the organism in Eukaryota, Metazoa, Arthropoda, Insecta, Hymenoptera, Megachilidae.